Molecule: messenger RNA, 1938 nt
Organism: Teleopsis dalmanni
Lineage: Eukaryota; Metazoa; Arthropoda; Insecta; Diptera; Diopsidae
Product: protein MLP1-like
Exons: 4
Coding region: 100-1860 (586 amino acids)
Source: RefSeq, a predicted model, not a curated record
UAUAUUUUAAGUUUUGCGUUAUAAUUUUAUUUUCAUUUAUUUUAAUUGCAAAAUAAUUUGAAGUCAUUAGGAAGGCUGCUUUAUCGUGCAGAAAUCAAAAUGCCAAAAUCAAAACGCAAGCAUGGCAAGCCUACCAGUGAAUUGGCACAAGCUAUCCGAGCUUUAUCACUCCAUGAAGAAAACUCUAGUACUUCUAGUUUAUUGGAUGCUGUAUUCUCAGAUACGGAAUUCAUUGCAUCAGAAGAUAGGCCCGUUGAGGGUCCCUUUGAUUUAUUUACCAUGCUUACAGCUGAGAAACCAUUAUAUACUAUGGACGACUUAGAGAAAGAUCCAGAUGAAAUUUCAACUGGUAGUUUAUCUUAUCGAGCCUUCGAGGAGCUGAAAAAUGAAUUUGAAGAAUUGCCAGAUUUUUUUGAUUUGCUCCAGGAACCAGCAACUCCCAGCGAUAUGAGUUUAGCAGAUAGAACUACAUCAUUACGUUGGAGUAGUACUCGUCAAAAAAGUCGAGCGUCAAUAGAAGGGCAAUUUUAUGAUCCUUUAACCGGAGAUAAACUGUCGUCUAUGGAAGAAGAAGAAACUGAAAAAACUGAAGAACGUGAAGACAAAACUGACAUUAUUGAUUCGGACGAAGAGGAAAAAGUAGAUCUCAGUAUAAUAAUGCCAGAAUUGAUUGUAGAAAAAGUGAUAAAAAGAGAUAGUAGUGAUGUAGAGGAUGAUGCUAGAAUAUUUUUUGAAGUACCAGAACAUAAACCGACAAUUCAUUAUGAUUUUGAAUUACUUGCACAAGAGGAGUUUAUGCGUAUAUUAAAUAAAGAUAUACAUAACAUAAUCAUUAAAAUCAUAACACAUGUUGUAAACAAAUGUGAACAUUUCGAAGUUAAGGAAGUACUUUACCGUGCGUUUGAUAAAAGUAAAUUACUUGAUCAAUUAAAAGAAACUCAAGAUCAUUUAUUAAAAGAGAAACAAGUUAAUCAGUUCCUUAUUCGCAAGUGUGGUCAUUAUUUUAGAAGAAAGGGGGCUAAGCGAUUUAUUAUGGAGAAUCGAAAAUUACAUCGCAAUGAACAGCAAAAACUAUUGAAUUUAUACGAUAAUUUAAAUUGUGUGAUAAUAGAAGAGCGUACGAUGACUGAACUAUUGGGGAAUAAGAUAGCUGAAGAACAAAGCCAUGCUGACGCCUUAUGGGAAGAAAUAAGUAAUGCUCAAAAUGAGUUUGAAGAUUUUGUAAGAACAACAUUGGGGACAAACAGAUCUGCAUCUUUGAAGGAAAUGAUUGAACAUCACUUAAACUAUUUUAAUGCUGUACGAAAAGAUAUGAGAGCAGUACGCUUGCGUUUGAUACUACAACAACAUUCCAGAACGAAAAUAUUUGAGGAAUAUGAAGACAUGUAUCAUAUAACAGAUGAUUUACGAUUAGAACAUUUUGAUCGAAUUAACGCAGAAGUGCAAAGUCUUGAUAAACAUAUUGAAGGAAGUAAAGCUGAGCUCAGAAAAUUGCACAUCGAAUUUAAGCAUGCCUUGCAUUCUAUUGCACAUUGUCGAGAGAAACAGUUGGUUAUGCAGGAAAGUUUCAAGGAGGAGCAAGUAGAAUAUGACAAUCUUGUUGAAGAACAGGAUGAUUUAAAGUCGCAAGUAAAAAAUUUAGAAUUAGUGCAAAUGUCAUUAAGAAAUGAGUUGGAUGAACUGAGCUAUGAGACUGGAAUUAUAGAUAAACCUGCGCUUUUAUAUGAUUAUGAUAGUUUAACUGAAUUUAAUGAGACUCAAACAGCUGUUAAUGCACGCCUUCGUGAAAAAAUUGCUUAUUUAAGUAACGAAUGUGAUAGAUUAGAGAAAAAUAGAAAAAGAGAUUCCCUAAUAUUUUAGAUACUAAAGUAAUAUAAAAAUUUUUUGUAAUAAUGCCUUUAGAUAUAUAUGUUUAUACUGACUUUUUACAAUAAAUGC